Messenger RNA from Xenia sp. Carnegie-2017, 1473 nucleotides. RefSeq names its product dual specificity mitogen-activated protein kinase kinase 4-like. Gene Ontology annotation, biological process: MAPK cascade; protein phosphorylation. NCBI's taxonomy places the organism in Eukaryota, Metazoa, Cnidaria, Anthozoa, Malacalcyonacea, Xeniidae. The record is from RefSeq and is a predicted model, not a curated record. Gene Ontology annotation, molecular function: ATP binding; JUN kinase kinase activity.
AGAAAUAGUUUUGAGCCUCACCUCUAUCGGCAGCUCCAUUGCAGUUACAUUUGUAAUAAAUUUAUCAUACAAAAUGUUGAAACCAUAAAUGAAAAUAGACUUUUACAUGUCUUCCUGAACAAAAUUCACUGAAAUUUAUAAAAUUUGCUCGACAAUGGCAUCGAACAAACUUGAUUUAGGCGAAAAUUUACGUCAAGAUUUGAAAAAGUUAAGCUUUGAUGGUGAAUUAAGCAAAAGGAAGACAAUGGUUAAAGAAAAGGCUCACGUCGCGCAUUCCGUCAACAUGCAAAGAAUAAAGGAUCAUAAGGCUGUUGGAAAAUUACGAUUCGGAUCAACUGAGGAAACCUACGAAUACACUUCAGAAGAUCUUAUUGAUUUGGGAGAAAUUGGAAGAGGGAAUUUUGGUUCUGUUAGCAAAAUGUUACAUAGGCAAAGUGAAACGAAGAUGGCUGUAAAGAGAAUUCAUUCCACUGUCGAUGAAAAAGAGCAAAAGCAACUGUUGAUGGAUCUUGAAGUUGUAAUGAACAGCAAUGAUUGUCCGUAUAUUGUAAAGUUCUAUGGUGCUCUUUUCACAGAAGGUGAUGCAUGGAUCUGUAUGGAACUGAUGGAGACAUCUUUGGAUAUGCUUUAUAAACAAGUGUAUGUUAAACUUGGCCAGUCGAUACCGGAAGAUAUUCUUGGCAUUAUUGCUUUAGCUGUUGUGAAAGCGUUGGAUUAUUUGAAAUCAAAACUGAAUAUCAUACACCGAGAUGUAAAACCCUCAAAUAUUUUACUGGAUUUAAAAGGCAAUAUAAAACUGUGUGAUUUUGGGAUCAGCGGACAUUUGGUUGAUUCAAUUGCUAAAACCCGCGAUGCUGGUUGCAAACCAUAUAUGGCUCCUGAGAGAAUUGAUCCAGAUUCAUUAAAAAAUGGAUAUGAUGUUAGGUCAGAUGUUUGGAGUUUUGGUCUUACAAUGAUUGAGCUUGCAACUGGAAAAUUUCCUUACCCAAAAUGGACAUCGAUGUUUGAUCAGCUUAUGGCUGUUGUCACAGGAGAUCCUCCCCAAUUAUCCAAUAAUGAUCCAUCAAAGACUCCAUUUCCUGAAUUUAUACAUUUUGUCAAUACAUGUGUUACUAAAGAUGUAUCAAAAAGACCCAAGUACAAAAGAUUAUUGGAGUUUCCAUUUUUACAACGAUAUGAACAGGAAGUAAUCUCAGUUGAUGUGUGCAGUUGGGUAAAACAGGUACUAAAUGACACUCCAAGGGUUGUAUAUGAAAGUCAUUUUUAGUUAUUUGGAAAAUUUAUAGCUGUAGGACAAAUUAACGACAAAAAUUUAAUUCUAUUUAUAAACUUUAUAAUUACUUGCGAAUAUUUGCAAGAACUUAGUGUGUAUGUAAUUAAUGGGCUGUGUAUAUAUGUUAUUUAAACUGUAAUGUAUUGUAAAAAUAUUCAAACAUUCGAAAAAUAUACCCAAAUACCAAUUUUUUGAUAAAA